Molecule: messenger RNA, 3237 nt
Organism: Nannizzia gypsea CBS 118893
Lineage: Eukaryota; Fungi; Ascomycota; Eurotiomycetes; Onygenales; Arthrodermataceae
Exons: 2
Coding region: 1-3237 (1078 amino acids)
Source: RefSeq, a predicted model, not a curated record
AUGUUGCAACUGCCAAUGCGCAAAAGGAGGUCCAGGAGUGCUACGCGAUUGCGCCACUCCAUCUUUGGCCGCCGGAGAUCCUCUAAAUCUGAAUCUGUAGACUCAGAGUCUUCGCAAUGGACGGAUUCUUCUGCGUCAACGGAAGGGACCGAUACUACUGAACAUGAACAUGAAUUGUCCGGCCACAGAUACGAUGGCCAUUACGAUCAACUUGAACAUGAUAGCUUCCCCAACCACCACGCCGGAGACAUACCAGACUACCCCGAGUUAUGGACUGACAAUGUCAGGGAUCGUCUCUUCUCACAUGCUCCUAUGACCAGGGCAGAAUGCCAGGCCAGUGACGCCCUACAGGAUACCACCUCCACACCUAGUGCACGAAGGUGUUCGAAUAUAGGACGUACCGUCCAUCCACGGAACUCCCCUCUGUCCGGAGCGGAGCUUAGAGUCAUAUUCUCCGGCGCUCCCCAUUUCUUGCUUGAGAAGGGCAAUCGAUCCCAUUGGUUUCCGCAUGUUGUCUUUCCUUGGGAUGAUAGCACCCGCAUUCAGAACCUCCAGGACAGAAAACCAUUGCACCAUGCCUCCUUUACUCUAUGCACGCUGCAUGCCCAUCUUCCUGCGUUUCUAGAGCGCAGGAAAACACCCGGAGGCAGUCAGGAUUUGGCAGAGCUAGAAACCAACAAAUACCCAGCCUUUGAUAUUGGUGUUUUUGAAGUACCCAACAUGCUAUCCUCUCGCGCCAAGGAAAGAGGUUGUGUCGGUUUUCGUCAUUUUAUGGAGCUUCCAAUCUCACCAAAGUUGAAGAACAAAUCCGAUAUACCCCCAGGCACCACACCCAUGGAAAUUAAUGCCAAUAUACUCUACGCGCCGCUUUCGGGAGAUGACGAGCCAUAUAGUUGUUGUCGACCUGGCAGCCGGUACAGCCGUGCACAGUUGAUCAAGGGAGGGCCGCCUGCCUGGAGACGCCUCGGAGUCCGCAAUUGUUCACCCAAACAGGUUGCUCAGCGCCUAGAAACCCUUUGCGAUUUGCGAGACCAAAUGGUCUUCAAGGCUAAGCCUAUUAACCUGUUUGACAUAGAAUCUAUCGCCAAGCUCCACCAGGGAUUAUUUUCUACUUUCCUUUUCCCUCUUCCCAAGGAAGUCCAUGGAGAUGCGUUCAAGCAUACCAGUAUCAAGACUCAAAUUGAUACUCUUGUCAAAGUACUCGCCGUGAAGGAUGCCUGGAUCGACUUUUCCCAGAUCGAAUGGAGAAUCCGUGCUGGUCAGAUCCUCUGGGAAUGUCCACCACACCACGAUGGAAUUAUCAAGGACCAGUAUCCAGAAGGUUCAGAUAUCAAGAUUAACGCGGAGAGAAAUUGGCUUUUGAUUCAACUUCUUCUGGCUGCCGAAUUGGUUUUGCGGCUUGACGCUGCCCUUAAGGUUGGCAUAAUAGGCCGAUCAAGAGGAAUAGCCAUUACUCAGAAAGACAUCUACCAUAUCAAUGACAUGAGGAACGACCAAGUUGACUGGGCAAUAAUCUGCUGCCGGAGAGCCUUCGAAAGCCUAACUAUUAAAUAUGCUCCCACAGAUGGGCGGCUCGAACCAGCUCUGCCUCCUGACUAUCCACAGGAAAGGCCGCCAUCGCGCAUUCGACAGAUUUUAACACGCGGGAAAGUUAAGGAAAAGCGGAUGCAACUGGCACAGUGCCAACAACCAGCAAAUACCCAAAUCGUAUGGGAUUGCAUCACCAGGCCCCGGUUUUUCAAGAAGCAGUUGGAAGGUUUAUUUGCCUUUAUGAAUGUAAUACAGUGGCCGGAUGCAGAGGAAAUCAAGUGCCAGUUGGAAAUAAAGUAUAAUACAAUAUCAUCAGAUCCCGCUGCCAUGAUCCGGACACUUUCGACGCCUUUGGUCACCGACGAGUUGACAGGGGACGACGCACCUCGCCAGCGGCUAUCGGCAUAUGAAAACUCCGACACAUCUCAUCUCCUUCUGCUACUUCCACCCUCUCAAAACCACAAUGUUUCAACCUCAACAACCUGUUUUGGCGGAUGGAUAUCUCGGUCCUGGCUAAGUGGGUUUAUCCUACCAGGGGAAGCAGUCAACGAUAUGCUAAUAUCGACGUUAUUGGAAAACGACACUCAUGCUCUAAGGAUCCUUGGGCCAGUAGCCAACCUAUACGGCGGAUUCAUAUAUAAGGGCCGGAGCUGGUGGAGUAAGAACUGUGUUGUAUCGAGAAUUGUCAGUUGCCUAGAGGGGUCCACCACUUGUAUGGGGUGGGUUUCCUGCCUUGUUGUGCCCCAGGACGAGCAAGGAAAGGACCAUACGGAUAAAUGGGUAGAAGUUGUAUUGAUGGAUGACGUGCGUGACCUAACCGUGCCACGAAUCUAUAAAACAACACAGGUCCUGCUUGACUCCUCGCCACUAGGUCCCGGCGGCGAGCUCACCCCAGAACAGUUCUCCAUGCCCAUGGAUGAUGAUUCACGCUCAGACUCGCACCAUAUUCGUCAAACAAGCGUCAUGUUUGAUAACAUCACGCUUUCGAGAUGUGAGCGAGAUGACCCAAGUAAAAUGCUUCCUUUCAGAGCUCUCGCCCAUGCUUUCUUCACUAUAACGGUCAGCCCCCAGUCGAAACCGCGCAAAGUUCUCUUUCCGUUAAGCAAGAAUUCGCUAUUCAUAUCUUCUUUCCCUUGCCUCCCACCGCGAGGGUGGGCCGCUCACUCCACGAACCACAAUGCGGACCCAGAGUCUUCAUCCGAGUACCACAGACACUUCCAGCCCCCUGUCCCGGACGAUGAAGACACAUAUAACUGGACCCUAGGACCCGAAUCUCCAGAUACAGAAUCCUUCAACUCGCACGUCCAGCAAACAAACAGCUUCCGUGUCCCAGGACACCCACUCCACGCCUCCUUCUACCCUUACGAAUAUAUCCCCAUCACCUCGUUGCCAAGUAUAACGGAAUUCCCACCCAAUCGCAUGGAAACCUGUGAGAAGCCUACAUCAGGACUGGGGAGACGUGAACCUUCACAACCUGAGGAGAGACGACGUCACCGCCGUCGCCGACCAGUCACAUACAUAAUUGAUGCGCGAGGAAGUAAGCAUAAAGAAGCUUUUGUGCGAGCCUGGUGUACGGCUGUCUGUACAGAUGCGGUAAUUGCCAGAGUUGGGCGGACUUGUUUGGCCUGUAGUAUCCGAGAGGCUAGAGCAGUAGAUGUAAAUGUGGUCAUCCGAGUUGGUAGUGUGGCGAGGGCGACCUGCUGGUAG